AUAUGGAGCGAGUGGAAGAUUAGGAGCGUGCACCGCGCGGCAAGCAGACCCUGAUGCUUUAGUUCUCAGGAGGAACUGCAUGUGAUAUAUGUUGGGGAAAGGAGGAAAACGGAAAUUUGAUGAGCAUGAAGAUGGGCUGGAAGGCAAAGUGGUGUCUCCUACCGAUGGUCCAUCUAAGGUGUCUUACACCUUACAGCGCCAGACUAUCUUCAACAUUUCCCUUAUGAAACUUUAUAACCACAGGCCCUUAACAGAGCCGAGCCUGCAAAAGACUGUUUUAAUUAACAACAUGUUGAGGCGGAUCCAAGAGGAGCUCAAACAGGAAGGCAGCUUGAGGCCUAUGUUCCUCACCCCAUCACAGCCUACAGAUCCUCUUGGAGACAACUUUCGAGAAGCUCAGCCUGCCUUUAGCCAUCUGGCCUCUCCGCCAGUCCACCCCACUGACUUAGCAAGCCCUACACCACUGGAGUCUUGCCUCACCCCUGCCUCUCUGCUUGAGGAUGACACUUUUUGCACUUCCCAGACUAUCUCAUUAGAUGGUCCUCCAAAAUUACCACCUCCAACGAUCCAACCAGUAAAGGACAGCUUCUCCUCAGCCUUGGAUGAAAUUGAGGAGCUCUGUCCAACACCUACCUCCGCUGAGGCAGUAGUAACUACAGCAGCAGCAGAUACAACUGCACCAGAUAACUCUAAAGAGAAUUCCAGUGAAUCCAGCAUUCAAAAGCCUGAGGGUAUACAGGAAAACAGAAUGAGUGAGCCUAAACUCAUGGACUCAUUACCUGGCAAUUUUGAGAUCACAACUUCUACAGGUUUUCUUACAGACUUGACCCUGGAUGAUAUUCUCUUUGCAGACAUUGAUACGUCUAUGUAUGAUUUUGACCCUUGCACAUCCUCUACAGGGGCUGCCUCAAAAAUGGCUCCUGUCUCCGCAGAUGACCUCCUCAAAACUCUGGCACCCUACAGUACCCAGCCAGUAACCCCCAAUCAGCCUUUCAAAAUGGACCUUACAGAACUGGAUCACAUUAUGGAGGUGCUUGUUGGGUCAUAAAUCAAUAGCAACUUUUUAAACGCACCAGUAUAAAUCCUUGGUAGUAUUUUCACAAGGCCCCCCUCUCCUUCCAAACCUACCAAGAAACACAUAGACACACACAUAUAUGCACGCACGCAAAUACACACACCACUGUGCAUGCGUCUUUGCUUGUCUUUUUUUUUUUUUAAGGAUCAUACUUGUUUUUGCUUCAAGCAGAGUUGGAGUGCCUUCAUUCAUGUAUGACCACUUUUAAUGUAUUUCUGAAAGUGGUUCCUCAAGGGAGACCUGAAAUCCUAAUAUAGGAAGAAAAUGCAUAUUGUAAAACAUAAAUAUGUUUGACAAAAAAAUGUAAAAGCUAAGCACAAGGAUUAUGUUGGGAAAAAGCUGUAAAUUGCAUGUGCAUAUUUGUCUAUUUUUUCUAUAAGUUUUAUUGCAAGAGGUUAAAAUAUUAUUUAGAUAAUUGCUGUACCUUUUUGGCAUUUUAGCACUGUCUAGGUUGACUUAGCAAUCCAGCCUUUUUAGAGGUAUUAAUGAUUCCUCUUUAAAUGUUGCAUUUACAUGGCUCUUUAGAAACUGCUACCCAAAUUUAUUUUAUAUUUUUGUAUAGAUUCUGCAAUUUAUGAUAUUGGGUUUUUUUCUUAGAAAAAAGGAAAAGAAACAAAACAAAAUGCUGUUUGUACUCACAUACACACAAAAAAGGAAAUAGUUAUUUUGGUAGGAUUUGCUCACCCCAUUCCUGCAUAUACCUUCUGAUGUACAAGAACUGCUUGUAGUUUUAUACAGACUUGUAGUGUUUUAUAUGCAUAUAAUGGUGCAAAGAGAAGUUUGGAUCAAAUCAGUCUGCAGCUGGCCUCCCUGAAUCCAGACACCAUGCUUGAAGGAAAAGACCAAGGGCUCUUCCCUUAAAAGUUUCACAGAUAUUUACUCCCUGCUGCCUACUACUGUGAUUAACAAAAACCUUAGAGCCAUGUAUAUUCCAACACUGAUGUCAAACAGUUGGCAAGAAAUAGCUGUGAAACUUUAUUCUGAUGAAACUCCCUUGUUCUCCCUUCCCUCACUCCAAAAGGAUCAAGAAAUAAAAAUAUAUUUCCUCAAACCAAGCUUUUUUAAAAUGUGCAAAACAGAUUCCAUCCUUCGUCUGACAGAGUAGAGUGUCCUUAAGUCUGUUGAGCUCAACCUUCUCAUAUUUUACAGCUUUCCUGGUGGGAAAGUUGUGUUCCUGGAAAUAUAUUUCUUUUCAGUAAGUGCAGUUGACAGAGUGCACAGUUGACAGAGUGCCCCCGUUCAGAUUCAAACAGUACAAAUGGGUGAGCUUUGGUAUACUUUGCUCUGUCUUGAGGUAUUACCAUAGUAAUGACAUCUAGUUUUAGAGCGUCACAAUUGAGACACUUGCCAGUUUUAAGGAGAAGCAUGUUGUGUCUAUAGCAGAUUAUUUUGUUUAAUUAUUUUGGAUUUUUAUUUUGUUUAAAGCCUGAAAGUAAGUUGCAUUGAAAUCAGUGGAGAUUCCUUCCAAGAAACUGAGUUUAGGAACAGGAGUGGAAAAAGGCCUUUUGUCUCUGUAACAGUAUAAUUCUAAUGUAACCUUAUUUCUUCUAAUCAUUCUUAUGAUGAUUCUUGCCCUUUGCUUGGAACAUUAAUAUUCUUAUUCACUCUGUUGGCAAGUGCUGAAAAAAAAAUCUAACUUCAGUAUUACUGCAGUGAAAUCAUCUCUUAUCAGCACUGGAUGGACUCACUCAAGUAUCCAUUGCUCUUAAAACUGGAGCUAGUUGUGCUUUGAACACUUAGUAUCUUUUGAGGGGGUUGGUUUCUUGAUUCCACUCUGUUCCUUGCUUUAUACUUUAUAUGGCCUGUUUGACAAUGUAUUGAAACUGCAAUCUUCUAUGCAUGUUUCCUCCCCACUUAAGUCGUCUCAUUUCUGCACCUGUUGCAAUUUUUCUCUCUCUGUUCAUUGUGAUGUACAUUUGUGUUAAAGAAAACUUGCAAUGUUUUCAUGCCUGUUGCCGAGAUUGCUAUGGCAUAUUAAUUUUAAAUGGUACUUAAUUGAGUGCAAGUUACAAACUAUACUGUUGAUAUGCAUAUGGCUUCUUUAGGAAUAACGUUUAUAUUUAUUUAAGAAAAUUUAAAUUAUGUUUAUGUAAUUUGGCAAUAUUCAGUUGGUUCUGCUUACUUCUUGUCAUGGAUUUUUUAAAAAUUGGGUCUUUCCUGCCUUUAAGAUGGCAGCUUUAUAAACUGGCACUUUAGAAUGGGCCAUAUAUAUUUAUUUAAAAUGCAUGUAAUUUAUUAUAUAUAAUGCACACACCACAACUUUUUCAUUUGUGUCCAAACUACCUGGGUAAUUAGAGUGCUACAUGCCUAUACUAAAUUUGCCAUGUCAAAUUAUCAACUAAAUUCUAAUACAUUAAUCAUAUUUUGCUAUCUUUUUUUGAAAAGUUUAUUUCAUUCAAAUAACAAUAUAGUUAUAAUUUGAAGUUGCUCAUCUUUAUAAGCAAGCAUAUUUUCCCCAAUUAUCCUGUUGUGGGGAAGGAAAAAGAGAGCUGGCAUAUUCAAAAAAUUUAAUUAGAAGUUAUUACAACUGAUUUAGAUUACAAAAUGCCCUGAACAAGGAUCUCUUCUCUUUUGUUAGUUUGGUAAUCACUAGGAAUAUGGCUGAUAUUGUAUAAAAUAAUACUGAAUUGCAAUUUCAUUAGGAAUUUGUGGAUUUGAGAAGAUUAGGUCUUUCAAAUCUGGGCUGCAGAAAUCCAAAAUACCACCAAAUUGUAGCAAAAACACACACACACACAUGCUUUCACCAUUUGGUUGUCCAGAUCUCUGCAGAACUAGCCAGAUGUGGUAGAAAAGAUGAAAUAAGAUAGUUACUGAUGUGUUACUAGCCAACUGGGAUAAUCUUGGGUGCAGAUAUGUGCAAUGCUAGAAAACACUCAAUUUAGUUUUAAUCAGAGUGGCAGCAUCCCAAGCCUUUGCUGGAACAGUCUAGGUUUAGAUUAAAAUUAAAAUAUCAAGGAAAAAAAAAUAAACAAACAACAUUGUCAUUACCAUUACCAUUGUCAAAAUCUGAUUUUACACAUAAUCCAGAAACAAUACUUUCCUUUUUGGAUGAGGUAAUGGAGUACGUAAACAAGUACCACAUGUUGGGCAGAAGUUCAAAUUAAUACCAUUUUAGAGAGGAAUAGUAGGUUUUCCAAAUGCUAACCUUGCCCUAAAAACAAAGCCAUUUGAAAUGUUGAGCAGAAACCAGUCCUGAUUGCAACAUUCUCUGAUGCAAAUGAGUACGAUUGUGGCAGAUAGUGCAUCCACCCCAUAGAAUUAGACACCCAAGUAUGAUGAGUGGCCUCACAGAAAAACCAAUUUAAAUAUUUCUGUCUCUGUAAUAUAACCUCCUCCCUUAAAGGAUUAGAUUUUACCAGACUACAAAUUCCUCUUUUCCACACUCUCCAAAUUCCAUCUUGAAUGCUGGGGACAUUUUUGAUGACACAAAAUGUGCAAUGAAGUGACAAGAAGAGAGCAGAAUUAAAAAGAGCUGUUUGAAUUUGAAGUGAUUUUUUUUUCCAUUUUGUUUUUCAUAAGUUAUUUAUUCCAUUUUAUUUUUCUUUUGUAAAUAUAUUUAUUUUAUUGUGAAGCUAACAACAUCUGGAUUGUAACAUGUACAGAAUGUAUGGUAGGAAUGUAUUCUCUUGUAGGAAUGUGAAAUCUAUACAAGAGGGAACUGAAAGUUAGAUUUGGAGAUUAUUAUCUGGGUUCUGUUCAGAAUACAUGUCAUUCAUCAGAUCUCUCUCCCGUCUCUCCUGCUUUUCUCUACUGAGAGUCACUUUGAUUCUGUAGGACGUGCAAAAAAAAAAAAGAAUUAUAAACUUGAUUAUACAAAUCAAACUUUUGGUAUCACUGGGUAUUUCAAAUGGGCCAGAUACUAGUUCAAACAGCCAAAUACAGCUUUGGUUUCAGUGAGACUUUGUUGUGUAAGGUCUACUCAGGAGUAAGUCCUGAGUUUAAUUAAACUUACUCCUGAAUAAGCAUGUGCAGAAUUUCAGUCUUAAAAGGCCUAAAAUGAUAUAUUCUCACUCUGGUACCUGGAACUGAAUAAGGAUGCAAGUUAGCCUGAAGUAUAUGUUUGCUGAUGAAUAAAGGAAGAGUGUUUAAGAUUCCUCUUCCAUCAAAGUUGCACAGAAGCAGCGUGCACCACAUUAUUCAUCCUAGAGAGAUUGGGCAGAGCAAGCUGGCUACUUGCAAUGGAAGAUGAUGUAAAGCAGCUUUCCGACCGAAAAGUUCAAUUGCUUUGGCAACCUGAGCCAUCACAAUCACAGCAAUCUGUGUGCCCCCCCCCCCCACUUGAGUUUCAGUUUGAGCUGCUAGUGCUUAAAACUGGGAAAUUUUAAGCGGGAAAAGGGGGUGCCAAAAUCAAUUAACCAACUUAAGGUAAGAUUAGCCUUUACUUUACACAUAAGUGUGCCUUUUCUUCUGCAGAGAGAGUGUAAAGUGGCAUAACACAACCUAUUUCAAAAAUGCAUAUUUAUAACUUGUCCCUCUAUUGCUUCAGAUGAUUAUGCAUAAGUAGUUGUUUAAAGAGCACUGUUGAAAAUGACCUGUUGUAGAUCAAAUAUGGUGAAUAUACAGUGCACUAUUGUGUAUUGGAUACACCUGUAUCCAGUAGCAUUUCCUGAUGAGACUUCUCAGGAGAAAACAAAGCAAUGCAGAAAACAAUAGUGGGAGAAGGAAAGUGUGGAAUUCCAUGACAAAGUUGAUUUAAGGAGAUACCACAUAGUAGGUGUAGUAAGCCAUGCUGAAAGCUAACAGGUUUUGUGGAAGGCUUUCCUAUUGGUUUCCAAGAGAGAUCCUUGUUUCCAUUUUUUAAGACAUUUUCGUCAACAGAGAGGCAAAUCUGAUCAUAUAACCUCCAACCUUCCUAGGGAAGUGUUUUUAGACAAGUGCAAACAGACCUUAAGACCCUGGGCAAAAUGCUACAGUUUGAAGCAUUCUGUGAGGGGAGUCAUUUUAGUGUCUUGGGUGGAGUGAAGAAUAUUUGAUAGGCUGGAUGAACUGUGAGUCAAAGGCCCAGAUUCACAUCUCCCACCCUUCUUCAGAACAUCAACUGUGCUGGGAAACAAGGUGAAGGUCCAGCCUGGGCUUGGCUCCAGAGAGCAGAGUCUAAGCAGGCAAUGUUUAGGAUUCUCGGACAGAAUUGUGGGCACUUUGUAGACCGUGCCAAAGAAAGUGCCCUGAAGUCCCUCUUCCUCCCAGUUACUUGCAAGAGAGAGACUUGCACAUGGGAACUGUUGCCACCAACAUUACUCUUCCUGCUAGUUGCUCUGCUUUACAUUAAGAGACAGAAUUAAGGCUGCUUUUUCAGAGAGGCCAGGAUGAGAAUAAAUUGUACCAUAUGAUUUCCCCCCCCCCAAAAAAAAAUUGUCUUGUGGAACCUGACCCGUGAAUCUAAAGUUUACAGUUCGAUACCAACCAUGAGCAAAUGGGCGUGCACCCUCCUAAAAUGGCUCAUUGGAUCUAGAAUGUGAUUGUUAGAAAAAGAAAAUCCAAGACCUUGCUUUUAUUAAUAUGCUUAUAAUGUGUCUGAAUUAUUUUUUUGGGGGGGGGGCUUCCACUCAUUUUAUAGUCUUUUUUUUUUUCAAUGUUAAAAAUCAUUCUAAUGCUAACUUUGGGCUUUUUUUUUUGUAAGUUAAAACCUUGCAG
Molecule: messenger RNA, 6709 nt
Organism: Thamnophis sirtalis
Lineage: Eukaryota; Metazoa; Chordata; Lepidosauria; Squamata; Natricidae
Gene: SERTAD2
Product: SERTA domain containing 2
Cellular component (GO): nucleus
Molecular function (GO): transcription regulator activity
Source: RefSeq, a predicted model, not a curated record